This is a messenger RNA of Hippocampus zosterae (dwarf seahorse), 1451 nucleotides long. RefSeq names its product claudin-20-like. Gene Ontology annotation, biological process: bicellular tight junction assembly; cell adhesion. The coding region runs from base 325 to 1095 and encodes 256 amino acids. Gene Ontology annotation, molecular function: structural molecule activity. Gene Ontology annotation, cellular component: plasma membrane; bicellular tight junction. The record is from RefSeq and is a predicted model, not a curated record. NCBI's taxonomy places the organism in Eukaryota, Metazoa, Chordata, Actinopteri, Syngnathiformes, Syngnathidae. The transcript has 2 exons.
UCACUGGCGAUCGGGUGGGUGCGGGGGGGUGACUGGGAUCUUAUCAGCGUUUUGCAGAGGGUUGCGUGACUGCCUGACUUUGAUUGCAAAAAGACGACGCUUUUAUCAGCGAAAGCCACUCGUCACUUUUCUUCACCUGACCGGAGCAUCCCUGCCACCAAUGUCCCUUCCAAUGGUCUUCUGCAUGGUGCCAAAACCAGGACAGGGACCGGAGUGGGAAAUAGACAGCCUACGUCCCGUCACGAGGAGCCAGCAGAUCGGAUACCGUUCGGCCGGCAGUGACCUUCAGGAAUCGCCCGUCACGGGGCCUUGGAGGUCGGAGCGAUGCCGUCGGCCACCGCGCAGAUCCUGGCGUUCGUCCUGGCGCUGCUGGGCACGGUCGGCGCCACGGUGGCAACGCUGCUGCCCAACUGGCAGGUGAGCAUCAGGGUGUGGUCCAGCAUGGUGGCCCCCAUGUGGCAAACGCGGGGCCUGUGGAUGGACUGCGUGUGGUACGGGACCGGCGUCUUCAGCUGCACCACCACCAACUCCUCGCUGGUGCCGCCCCCCUACGUGCAGACCACCCGGGCCGCUAUGGUCCUGUCGUGCGCGCUGGCUGUCUUCGGGUUGGGCCUGGCCACUGUCGGGCUGCGGUGCACCCGUUGGGGGGGCGGCCACCGAGCCAAGGGUCGCACGUCUGUCGCGGCGGGGGGUUGCUUUGUCCUGGCCGGUGCCCUGUGCCUGGGUCCCGCUUCCUGGUUCACCUCAGAGGUGCUGGCCACCUUCAUGAGUGCCCAACAACCCGACGGUAGCAAAUACCAGCCCGGGGGGGCACUCUGCGUUACCUUCAUCUCUGCCGGCUUCCUCUUGGUAGGAGGCGUCAUCUUUUGUCUGUCCUGUCCGGGUUCGGCUUUGCCGGACUACCCGACGCCCACGGAGCUCGAUGGGCUCGCCCUGGCCCGGCUGCAGCGGUGCCUCCCGCAGGCGCGACGCGAUGGCCGGGAAAAAACUUUGGUUGGCGUUGAUACCCCCGAGGUGGAGAAGACACAUGCGUCGCCCUCCAGGCGGCCCCCUAAAGAGGUGAAGGAUAAUUACAGGCGGCAGGAAUACGUCUGAGCCCACCGGCUUGAUGUGAAUGACAAAGUGGCCUUUUAAGUCCAAAGUGGUCCCGAUCCGGAAAGCGUGCAUGCUAACUCCGCUCCGUCUUUUCCUGCCGGCACAGAAGGACACAGGCGAGGCAGCGCGGCGUGGAGGACAAUAAUCAUGCUCUUUGCUUUCCAUUAUCUUCACAACACGCCUCGGUGCACACACAGCUGUAUGACGUCACCGAAUGUAAUGAAGGAUCUCUUUUGACCUUCAGUCAGCCUCAAUCAAAUUGUCUCUCGACCAGCAAAAGGAUCUCUUGACAUUUAUAUUUGAAAGGGCCUGUCGCUUUACUUCCUUGUUGAAUGAAAUAAAUUUCUAGCUUGGCG